AUGCUUUGCGGCCUGAAAAAGGAUUCGCAGGCGGACCUGGAUGAUGGUCCUUAUUCAAAGGGAAGUAAAGAUUCAGGUGGCGCAGACACAGCCCUGGUCUGCCGAAGGCAAAGUAUUCCAGAGGAGUUCCGAGGAGUCACCAUCGUGGAGCUAAUCAAGAAGGAGGGGAGCACCUUAGGGCUAACUAUCUCUGGUGGUACUGACAAAGAUGGGAAGCCCAGAGUUUCCAACCUGAGGCCUGGUGGACUAGCGGCCAGAAGCGACCAGUUAAAUGUGGGGGAUUACAUCACAUCCGUGAAUGGGAUCCACCUGACAAAGCUGCGCCAUGAUGAAAUCAUCAGUCUGCUGAAGAAUGUCGGGGAGCGGGUGGUGCUGGAGGUGGAGUAUGAGCUCCCCCCUGCUGCCCCCGAGAACAGCUUAGGAAUUAUUCCAAAGACCAUCGAGGUCUCCCUGUAUAAGGAAGGCAACAGUUUUGGCUUUGUACUCAGAGGGGGAGCCCAUGAAGACUGGCACAAAUCCAGACCACUCGUCCUCACCUAUGUGAGGCCAGGGGGCCCAGCUGACAGAGAGGGGUCGCUGAGAAUUGGGGACAGGCUGCUCAGUGUGGAUGGCAUUCCACUUCACAACCUGACCCAUGCAGAUGCUCUCAACAUUCUUCGGCAAUGCAGUCAGGAGGCCCUCUUCCAGAUUGAAUAUGACGUCUCCAUUAUGGAUACCGUAGCCAAUGCCUCAGGUCCUUUAUUAGUGGAAAUAGCCAAGACGCCGGGCUCUACUCUGGGAAUCUCGCUCACCUCUGGCACCCACAGGAACAAACAGGUCAUUGUGAUUGACAAGAUCAAGCCGGCCAGCGUGGUAGACAGGUGUGGGGCCCUGCACAUUGGCGACCAUAUCCUGUCCAUCGACGGCACCAGCACGGAGCACUGCUCCGUGCUGGAGGCAAUGCAGCUGUUAGCCAGCACCACUGAGAAUGUCAAGCUGGAGAUCCUCCCGGCUCACCAGAGCAGGCUGCCCCUGAAGCCUCCUGACACAGUGAAGGUGCAGAAGAGUGACCAUCACCAUUGUUGGGACCCCUGUGUCAACUACUGUCCCAGCCACCACCCCAGCCAUUGCAAGACACCCACCUGGAAUCAGCCCUCCAGCCAGGAUUACUGCAAACCCCUGUCUGCAGCCCCUUUCUCUUCACCGAUGCUGAAUGCUCAUGGCUUCUCUUGCCCAAACUCGAGCACACUACCUCGGAGCACCCAACCCAUGAGUCCCCGGGCAACCAUGAUGAGGAGAAGACAGAGAAAAAAGGAAUACAAAAGUUCACUGUCUCUUGCCUCCAGUACCGUGGGGCCUGGUGGCCAAAUCGUGCACACAGAAACAACAGAAGUGAUCCUUAGAGGUGAUCCCCUGAAUGGCUUUGGACUCCAACUCCAAGGUGGAAUCUUUGCCACAGAAACCCUGUCCUCCCCACCUCUCAUCCGCUUCAUUGAGCCCGACAGCCCUGCUGAGAGAUGUGGCCUGCUGCAGGUUGGAGACAGAGUACUGUCCAUCAACAGCAUUGCCACGGAAGAUGGCACCAUGGAGGAAGCCAACCAGCUCCUGCGGGAUGCAGCACUCUCAAACAAAGUCACCUUAGAAAUUGAGUUUGAUGUAGCAGAAUCAGUAAUCCCAAGUAGUGGCACUUUUCAUGUGAAAUUACCCAAGAAGAGAGGAGUGGAGCUGGGGAUAACCAUAAGUUCUGCAAGCAGGAAGCCUGGAGAGCCUUUGAUUAUCUCUGACAUCAAGAAGGGGAGCGUGGCACACAGGACGGGGACACUGGAGCCAGGGGACAAGCUGCUUGCCAUUGACAACAUUCGACUGGACAACUGUUCCAUGGAGGAUGCUGUGCAGAUUCUGAGGCAGUGUGAGGACCUGGUGAAACUGAAGAUUAGGAAGGAUGAAGAUAACUCAGAUGAACAGGAAACAACUGGUGCCAUCAUUUACACAGUGGAGCUGAAGAGGUACGGGGGCCCACUAGGUAUAACUAUCUCAGGGACCGAGGAGCCUUUCGAUCCAAUUGUCAUCUCAGGAUUGACCAAACGAGGACUGGCAGAGAGGACUGGAGCCAUUCAUGUUGGUGACCGGAUCUUAGCCAUCAAUAACGUGAGCCUUAAGGGCAAGCCCCUCAGUGAAGCCAUCCACCUCCUCCAAAUGGCAGGGGAAACAGUAACCCUAAAGAUCAAAAAGCAAAUGGAACGAGGCUCCUACCCUAAGAAGUCAGGGGGUCUGAAUGAAGCCAGUGACCCGGAGGAAGAUCUCAGUGAGGCGCAGAAGCCUGGCAAGCUGGCCGAGAUCUAUGCCACCACCGUGCCCAGCAUAGACAGCGCCAUGGAGUCAUGGGAUGGCUCUGGGGCAGAGGGCGGCUAUGGGAGCCAAGGCACAUAUGUACCUCCAGCAGCAGGAAUCAGCCUGCACCCCCAGGAGUGGCGGCCCAGUAGGGUGAAGAGCAGCCCCCCUCCUGGGGAGCCGAGAAAGACCAGCUAUCCCUACCCGGACGGGAGCUUCCCUGAGGAUGAAUGGGACAAGCCUACUAGCCCCGGCCCGGAGCCCGCUCAUGAGGAUAAUUUUUGGCGUGUUUUUGGAGAAGCUCUGGAGGACUUGGAAACAUGCGGCCAGUCUGAGCUUCUGAGGGAGAUUGAGGCUUCCAUCAUGACAGGGAAUGUGCACAGCUUGGGCCUAGACAGCAGCCCUGUGACCUUGGACCCAUUGUCAGGGUCAACUGGACGAAGUACCUGGUGGAAAGGAACCUUCCAGCAGGGCACUCGGGAUCCAAGUGAGGGCCACGUGGUCCCCACCAAGGCAGCCGAGGAAGGCUUGAAAAUGCAGGCAGUCAAGGAGGAGAUGCUGGAAAUCAUGUCACCAACUCCUCUCGAAUUAUACAAGUUGACACUUUGGAAGGAUCCAGUGAGUGAAGAUUUUGGCUUCAGCGUCUCUGAUGGCCUGUUGGAGAAGGGUGUCUAUGUCAACAUGAUCCGCCCUGGGGGACCUGCUGAUCACUGUGGCCUCAAACCAUUUGACCGAGUCCUUCAGGUAAAUCACAUCCGAACUCGAGAUUUUGACUGCUGCCUGACUGUGCCCCUCAUUUCUGAGGCUGGAGACAAGCUGGACCUAGUCAUAAGCCGGAACCCCCUGGCAAUUUCCAACAACACUCAGCAGGAGGAGAGCAGAGCCAUCCCCGGCUCCCCCUCGGUGGGCCUGGAGAUGAGGAACAGCACGCGGAUGCUCUGAAGCUUGACCUGGGCCUGGAAGUCUCCCCUCUGGCAGAGGCAAUGGGAACAUCCACCAUGACCGUGCCUCUGCACCCCAGUGUUGGAAUGGGGGCUAGAGAAAGCGGGGGCAAGGUUCUGAAAGAGGUUAGACCACCCAGAAUGGCUCCUUCUGGCCCCUCAGCCUCCCCUGGGCUCCCUGGGCUGCUGAGAAGUAGCUGAGGGCAGGACCCAAGUUCUCCAUCCCUCUCUCCUGCCUGCGCCCAGGCUGCCCUCCGGCUGGAAUUGAGUUGAGGCUGUCCUUUUCCCCCUCUGCUCCCAUCUCAGAGGGUCUGCACACCCUCCAAAUGUGCAUUUGCACUCAUACACACCCACAUACACACACGGUGCUAUAUUCCUUGGACAGCAUUUGUGUGAAGACCUCACCCAUCAUAACUAGUCAUUUCCAAGGUAGCCAUCAUAUCAUCCUCCUCACAUCAGCAGCCACUUGGGCACAUUCAUGAAAAGUGACCCGACCUGAACCCCCAUUCCCAUGUUCUCUAUCCCUGGCAGCGAAGGCUGCUCUCUCUUCUCAGAGGAAUGGUGGUGGGGUCUUCGGGUCACAGCCAUAAAUCAUCGAAGCUUAAGGGGACCUUCGUACGUAGAAUGUCAAAGCUGGGAAGCCCCUCAGGUGGUAAAAUGUCAGAGUUGGUAGUGGCCUUGGACUAUAGCAUUGGAAGGGACCUGAGAGCUCGUCUAAUACAAUUCUGUUUAUUUUCUAGGGGAGAAAAGGACUUACACAGGAGGGAAAUUAUUUGCCCAAGAAUACACAGAUCGUGUUAGUUUAGAUACCAGCUCUCAAGCCCAGAUUCUUUUCACUCUCGAGGAGGUCUGCCAUCCAGUGUUGCCCAAGUUCUGGCCAGAGUUCUGGGUGCCAAUUCGUGCACUUUUGUUCCUUUUUUUAAAGUAGAAUUGAGUAAGAUGCAAGAGGAGAAAGUAAAGAAAGCCUUCAGAUCGGGCUCAUCUCCCUCUGGGAUUGUAUCUGUAUUUAUGGAUAUUUACACUCCAAAUGCUUUAGAGGAUCUGGUCUGAAAUGUUAUGGGAUAUCUUUUCAUUCUAAGAUAAGAUGGAAAAAACCAUGUGAUAGCCAAUGGGUUUAGAGGCUCUUGUCUCUCUUGAUGAAAGGAUUCAUGGCAGCGUCUAGGCCCAAAACAAGGUGCGUAGACAGACCCUUGAUAAAUGAAUCUGGCCUUAAAGACACCAGAAUGAAGGGCAGGGGAGGAGCAGAAGUCCCUGGCCCCCAUUCAUCAAUCCCAGAUGAAGGCCAUUCCACAAAAGGAUCAUUUGAUGGGCUUUGGAAUGUGUUGCCUAGAAGAAAAUGUUGGGAGUGAGGAUGGAGUGGAAAUAAUGAUCAUAUUUAAGUAUUUGAAGGGCUAGCAAAUGAACGAGACAACAGACUUCUGCUUGGCCAGAGUUCAUUUCAAUGAAAGGUUCUAAAACCUUCUAAAAAUACUUAGAGGUGUCCAAAACAGGCUUCCUCAGGUCUGGGGCUCCCCCUUAGUGAAGGCUGAAUAAGAUAGGAAGAUUAGAGAGAAGCUUUCCAUGGAGAAAAAAAUUGGGCUAGAUGAUCUUUGAGGAUGUUUCUAACUCUGAGAUUCUGUGUUUCGGAAUGAAAGGAAAAGAGUAAAGGAAAGAAAUAGAAUUCUUGGAGCUUUUAAAAUGUGAGCCCUCAACCUCAUUUUCUUAUUGCCUUCCAAAUUUAAUGAGAUGAUGUCAAGGCUUUGAAAUAAUCAUUUUCCUAAUUCAGUUGCCCACUUUGAUUAUUUGCUUAAGAUUUUAGGGAAGCUGACAUCUCUUUUGAGGGCAAACUGAGGACCCACUAAUUAAAAAAAAAACAUGAUAUUGGUGCUCCCAGAUUUCAGAGUAGAGAAGUUGACACAUUGAAUGAGGAAACUUUCCAACAUGGUGGAAGGUGUAGAAAUCACAUUGCAAGACCAAUUAAAGGAACUUGAGGACAAGAGAAGACUUGGGGAAUAAGGGAGAGAAUUAAGGAAAGGUUACAUAAUAGCUGUGCUUAAAAUAACUGAAGUGCCAUUUUAUGAAAAAGAGAUUUAAUUUAGACUGUUUAGCCCCAGUAGAUAUACCUAGGACCAUCAGUUCAAGGCAAGAAAAAACUCCCUAAUAAUCAGAUCUGUUCAAGAAAGGAAGAACCUUGAUUCAACUCAACAAGCAUUUUACUUGUAUCUUAAGGAAAUAAACUCUCCCUUAAGAGUAUUCAAACAGAUUCUGGAUGACUAUCUAUCAAAGAUGUAGUAGAAAUAGGGAGAAAAUCUCCUGGUGAGGAUUUUAAACUAGUUUAAACAAGUUAAAAGUAGGUGACUUCUGUGGCCUCUUCCAUUGGGCUUUAAAAAAUCUAAGGCUUAUUUUAUGUUUCUCUAGUUGGAAUUCAAUGAAAAGCAUGAGGUCGGGGAUCUAAGUCCCCUUGGACAGGAGACCUUUAAUGUCAGAUAGUCACCCAUGGUGGCUUUUGGCCGUCAGAGUUCCAUUGCCACCUUUGGGAACUUAUGGAAUAGGUGAGAUCUCAGUGACAUUAGUGGGGAUAAAAUAAGAGUCUUCAGUAUUGGAACUUGGGCCCACACUCACUCUCUAUCAUCUACUAAUUACUAGUCUCUAGGAAAAUAAAGACAAAAAAAUGAAACAGUCCCUGCCCUUUAGGAACUUAUAAUCUACUUACUUCCCUAAAAGGUGACACUGCCUCUGAGCUCAUUAUGCUGUGAUUAAUCAUAAUUAAUUCAAAAAGGACUUCUUCCUCUGAUUAGUUUGAGAUAAGUUUGGAGAAGCGUUUUUUUUCUUUCUUAUUUUAGGGUCACUGGAGGAGUAGGAGUUGGGCAGGGAGUCAGUCAAGUGCCAUAUAAUAAAGAGAAAAAUUAUUUUUGAGAGAGAUAAAUGUUCUAUGUUCCACAUUGUAAAUGAAGGGUUUUUGUCUUCAUUUAGGCCAUAAACUCUAAUUAAUAAACAUUUUAAAAUUUACCUCAGUCUUACAUUAUGACCAAUAAAGGAAGGAGGAAAGGGAGGGGGAACAGAGAAAAAAAGAAGAUGGAAUGUGAGAAGACAAAAGGCAAAUAGGUGAAAAGAGCUUGAUAUUUACAAUGGACCUGAGACCCCCAAAUCAAACUCAUCUACUUAUAGUAGUAGGGUGUUUUUUGAGGGGAGCAAAUAUCUAUCCUAUCUCUCUAGAUUGGAGACUUCCCACCUUUGCUAUAAAUGAACAAGUCUCCAGAAGAGAGAGAGAGACCUCCCACCUGUUUUUCCUAUCUCCUUGACUUUAUUAUUCAAAUUCCCCAAGUGGUGUUUGUCCCUUCCCUCUCUUUCUUCCCUCUGUGUUCCAUCCCUUCUUCCACCUACCUUCCCUCUUGUCUUCCAUCCCUUACUUCAUCCCUCUUUUUCUGCUUCUCUAAUUUUUUUUCCUUUCCUCCUUCCUGUCUUUCUAUCCUCCUUCCUUCCUCUCCUCCUGUCUUUUCUCUUGUCCCUUUUCUUCCUUCCUUUCUUUCUAACCCUCCUCUUCCUCUGAGACUCUUGCCUUCUCUUCCUUCCUCAAGAAGCACUGAGUGCCUAAGAUGUACCCAACCUGGGGCUAGCCACUGUGGGAAGAACAAUAGAAGGAGAAGUUUUGGUCUUGCUGCCAAACAACUCAUUCCCAAGAGACAAAACCCAAUAUAUCAGAUUUCUAUUUUCCUCCUCUUCUUCCUUCUCCUCCUUCAUGCUUCCUCCAACCCCCUUUCCUUUCUCACUUUCUGGGUUGUUUCUUCCUAGACUUCACCUCCUGUCUCCAUUCCCUCCAUCUCUUUCCUCUUACAAGCUGCACUCACUGAAGACUGGACAUGCGGGGUGGAAAGGGGACUGAGCUGCUCUGUCUGACUUUGCUUGUCAUUGGUGCCACUGGGUGGUCUUAGAAGGGGACCGCCCAAACACAGACCUCACCAGCCGGGGCCAGAGGUGGGUCUCAUGGAGUUCUUUCCACACAGAUCCUCCCGGAUCUCUGCCAGACUUGGGAUCCUUACGGGUACUGGACCUUUCCUUCUGCCCUUGGCUGGCUGAAACCACCCCGAAUCCUGGGUGACUGACUGCCCCAUUGACUGUAAGCAGGAUGCCUUCUGAUCCUUUCCCCCAAACUCCCAGGAGCCUCUGGUCUCCCUCCUCAUAGCCAUCAUGACCCUCUCAUUGAAGUUCUGGAUGUUGACAUGACCAUCUCUUCUUUUGUUUCUGUGAUUUGCCUACACCAAGAACUAUCAGCAGCUAAAGCCAGGAAGCCUCCCCCCCCAAUAACGCCAGUUGCACAAUUGUCCCUGGGGUUCCCCAAAUUUGCCAAACAAAUGGCUGUCACCCUCAUUACCUAGUCUAAUUUGAGUUGCACUUUAUUUUGGUUGAGGCUGGAGGUUUGGCGAUUGCUUUGUUUAUUUGGGUUCCUUUGUAACUUUCCAUUGGGGCUCAUCUCAGAAGGGGAAGAGAUUAUCUAACAUUCUCCCCAGUAGGUUUUUCCUUUUCUUUACCCUUCUGGUACCUCAGAUGCCUGUGUGCUGGUACUGGCUCCAAACGUCUCCAACUUUCAGCUUUCAGGAACUGAAGUCGAGACCCAAGGGAGCCUUGGACUGGGGAAUCAGGAGACCAAAGCUCCAGUUCUGAAUCUGCCACAGACUUGCUGUGUGACCGCACGCAAGCUUCCCUUCUGUGGGUCCCAACUUCUACAUCUGUAAAAUGACAGGGUUGGACUAAGUGAUGUUUAAGGUCCUUCCCAGAUCCAGUAUCUUAUAUGAAGCUAGAACUUCAGCCUGGAACAACUGGGGGGCUCCCCCAUCCCUUUUGCUGCUUCCUCAAAGUGAAGGAGGAAUUGGAAGUGGACCCAUCCUUAGGCAUGGGAGAAGGGAGGGGGGUCAUCUACCAUCCCAUCCAGCUAAUUGUAGCUGCCGCCAUUUUUCUCCGAUGUAUGCAAUCCAUCAUCCCCAGCCAGCUGCCCUUUGGUUUGCCUGGAAUGUCCGGGCAGCCCUGACCCCACUGGGCCAGAGGCUUUUUAUAUGCAAUACUCAUGGCAGUAGACAGUUCACUGUGGCUUCUGGUUGGGGUUUUAAGUGAAGACUUUUAAUGAAAGGCUUUAAAAACAAACAAACAAAAACCAGUCCUCCUUCUCCCUUCCUAUGCAUUUUGAAUAAGGUCCCAAUGAAAUGCAGUUACUCAAAUGUGUAUUUUUAUCCAUAGAAGAGUAGAGUGUAUUCCUUGUAAAGUAUUUUUCUAUGUUGGGUUUUCUUACAGCGCUCCGAAAGCACAAACUUUAAAGGGACAGGGGUACCAAGGCAAUUUUAGCUCUGUUUUGAACCAGUUUGUAAAUCUCUGAAAUGAAAGGGGACUGCCAUGACUUUGGAGUUUGGGGCGGGGGGGGGGGGGGGUAGGGGAGGAAAUAUCAGUUUGUUUGGGUUUUUUAAAAAAAUAAAAUAAAAUCAUGAAUGUGGAA
Messenger RNA from Antechinus flavipes (yellow-footed antechinus), 8715 nucleotides. It is a transcript of the gene GRIP2, whose product is annotated as glutamate receptor interacting protein 2. Lineage: Eukaryota; Metazoa; Chordata; Mammalia; Dasyuromorphia; Dasyuridae. The transcript is spliced from 25 exons. The coding region runs from base 1 to 3252 and encodes 1083 amino acids. Gene Ontology annotation, biological process: neurotransmitter receptor transport, endosome to postsynaptic membrane. The record is from RefSeq and is a predicted model, not a curated record. Gene Ontology annotation, molecular function: protein binding.